AACAACUGCUUCUCUUGAAUGAAAACAUGAGCGUUGUAUCGAGUUUGUUAAAAAUCUUUCCAGAACCGCUGUUUUUCAGUGAAAAUAAAUCCAUUCAAAUAAGAAAUCUCUAUCGUGAUGUGAUAACCCGAGUGAUUGAACCUGUGGGAAGUGGAUUGAUGGAUAAUAGCAACUUGAUAUGUGCGCGACAGAAUCUUACUCGGAUUGGCGUUCUGUAUGACCUGGUGUAUGGGAAUUUACACACAGGAGAAUGGCACGCUGUACCUCAGGAAGAAAGGGAGGUAUUCACCAUUGUCUGUUUUCUUCGGAUUGUUUAUAUGCUUUUAUGCUCAGAUGAAAAGACUGAUUAUUUAGAAGACGCUAUUUACAUUGCCGAUAUUGGUAUAAUGCUGGGAUCGAAAGUAACUGCGCAUCUAGAUGGGAAAGAAUGUGAUCUGCUCAGCGAAGUAGCAUCAAUGUUGUCAAAAACAAGAAUGAGAGAUUCGCAUGAGCCACCACUAAAAAAACUGAAAAUCGAAACGGAUAGCAGUGAACGAGUUUUAUGUGAUAUUCCCGUAAUAAACCAGCCAACCAUAGAAUAUUUUGGCUCGCAGCACUACGAUAAGCGGGAACCGGCACUGCUCCGGGGCAUCAUCGAUGAUUGGCCAGCGAUGCAGAAGUGGCACGAUCCCAAUUACCUCGUUGGGCUGGCGGGGGAACGAACUGUCCCGGUGGAAAUGGGCUCACAGUAUAGCAGCGAUGAUUGGUCCCAGCGGUUGAUAAAGUUUAAAGACUUUAUCGUUGACAAUUUGACGGACGCAUCACAUGCUGAAACUGGACAGAAACGUGCAUAUCUGGCGCAACACGAGCUGUUCGAUCAAAUCCCGGAAUUGAGGAAGGAUAUACACGUGCCGGAUUACAUUGGGAGGACGGAUGUUAAUCCGAGGAUUAAGGCAUGGUUGGGACCAAAAGGAACCAUUUCACCGCUGCAUACCGAUCCGGGUCAUAAUCUACUGUGUCAGGUAUUCGGAAGUAAAACAAUUAUUUUGGCUUCCCCGGAGGACACCCCAAAUCUGUACCCACACGAGCAUUUCAUCCUGAGCAACACUUCCCGAGUGGACGUAAAGAAUGUGGACUACGACCAAUUUCCCCUGGUUCGGGCGGUUAAGCUGCGUCGGUUAGUGCUUCGGCGGGGAGAGGUCCUGUACAUUCCACCCGGCUGGUGGCACUACGUGGAAUCUCUCGCGGCAAGCUUUUCCGUUAGCUUCUGGUUUGAAUAGAUGCAGAAAAAGAAUUGGUACUUGGUUGAAAUAUACAUAAACUAA
Messenger RNA from Ochlerotatus camptorhynchus, 1304 nucleotides. RefSeq names its product Jumonji domain containing 5 (gene JMJD5). Gene Ontology annotation, cellular component: nucleus. The transcript has 5 exons. NCBI's taxonomy places the organism in Eukaryota, Metazoa, Arthropoda, Insecta, Diptera, Culicidae. The record is from RefSeq and is a predicted model, not a curated record. Gene Ontology annotation, molecular function: histone H3K36 demethylase activity. Bases 27 to 1259 code for a protein of 410 amino acids.